Prunus persica (peach) is the source of this 950-nucleotide messenger RNA. Its product is annotated as DNA-directed RNA polymerase V subunit 7. The record is from RefSeq and is a predicted model, not a curated record. NCBI's taxonomy places the organism in Eukaryota, Viridiplantae, Streptophyta, Magnoliopsida, Rosales, Rosaceae. The transcript has 3 exons. Gene Ontology annotation, biological process: DNA-templated transcription; DNA-templated transcription initiation. Gene Ontology annotation, molecular function: single-stranded RNA binding; single-stranded DNA binding. Bases 285 to 815 code for a protein of 176 amino acids.
GCUCGGCUGAGGACCAGAGACAUUGGGUCAGUGAGUGAGCUCGUGCUUCUUCGUCCGCGGGACCAGUCUUUUGGGCUUCACGCGGUUGAGCACUCGCCACUCUGUCUCAGCCCAAGCUCCUAAAGCUCCCGUUUCCUCUUCAAGGUCUUAGCCUUUCAAAGCUCGUUAUAUCAAAGCACGGUGCUGCAUGGUCUCACUCUUACAAAUUGCGUGAACACCUUCCAAUACUUUUCUUACACAUCAAUUUCGUCCCACCCGUGGAGCCUCAGUAGGAAAAAGCAACCAUGUUUCUCAAAGUACAGUUGCCGUGGAAUGUGGUCAUCCCUGCUGAGAGCCUUGAUAUAAAAGGACUGAUGCUCCAAAAGUCAAUUGUGGUCCAACUGCUGGAUGAAUUUGCAUCAAGAAAGGCAACCAAGGAUCUGGGAUACCUCCUUGCUCUCACAACUCUGGAGAGCAUAGGAGAGGGUAGGGUCAGGGAGCAUACUGGGGAUGUGCUGUUUCCAGUUGUUUUUAGCGGCGUGACCUUCAAGCUUUUCAGGGGAGAGAUCGCAGAGGGUGUUGUCCACAAAGUUCUGAAGCAUGGAGUUUUUCUAAGCUGUGGCCCAGUUGAAAACAUCUAUCUCUCUAAGCUGAAGAUGCCUGAUUAUGAUUAUGUGCCUGGGGAGAAUCCUGUAUUCAUGAAUAGCAAGAUGUCUAAAAUUGAGAAGGGCUUCACGGUUCGUUUCAUUGUCAUUGGGACCAAGUGGCUUGAAUCAGAAAGAGAAUUUCAGGCGUUGGUUGGUUUGCAUGCAGAUUAUCUAGGACCAGUUUCUUAGUCUGGUUACCUUCUAGCCAAUCCCUUUGUAGCUUAGUGUUUUUGCUGACUGUAUCAGUCUGUCUUUGGAAUGUUUAAUAUCAUGUAACUUCGGAUCUUUCUCAGUAAAGGUUGAAAUCUGUUGCCCUUUUUCUUA